Pantherophis guttatus is the source of this 6019-nucleotide messenger RNA. It is a transcript of the gene AXIN2, whose product is annotated as axin 2. The record is from RefSeq and is a predicted model, not a curated record. Gene Ontology annotation, cellular component: beta-catenin destruction complex; plasma membrane; nucleus. Gene Ontology annotation, biological process: negative regulation of canonical Wnt signaling pathway; cell development; regulation of centromeric sister chromatid cohesion. Gene Ontology annotation, molecular function: molecular adaptor activity; beta-catenin binding; ubiquitin protein ligase binding. NCBI's taxonomy places the organism in Eukaryota, Metazoa, Chordata, Lepidosauria, Squamata, Colubridae.
UACCCCCCCCCCCCUUUCCCAUCAGUCGCCAUUUCUGGGAUAUUUUUCUCUCUUUCUUUUAAUGUUUCCCUCCCUCUGCGGGAUGAUUCUCUGGGGGUAUGGGCUGCCCUGUCGCCGUCUCCUCCUCCUCCUCCUCCUCAAAAUCUAUCUAAUUUGUGUUUUAAACAAUCGCCUUCGUGCCCAACGCCUCUUUGAUGGAGUGCUUGUUUAAGUGGGGAAAUGCUUGAGGAUUCUAACAGCCUGGUCUGGAAUGUCUGCUCUUGUUCAGGUAUCUUCCAGGACAUCCUCCUCCUCCUCUUCCCUCCUCCUCCUCCUCCUCCCUUUGAAGCGGCUUUUGAACUUUCUUAAGAAAAGUUGAGGCGAGCAGGAAACCAUACAGGGAACUUUUUAUGUGUUUAUACGCUCUAGGCUAUGGGUGGAAGAGGUUGGUGGAAACCUGGCAUUGGGCUGCUCAUUUACUGGAGUGGAGUUUGCAGCUCUUUGCGUGUCUGACGGAGUAGCAGCUUUUUUUUUCUCCCCCUUUUCUUUUCCCUGGAUUGGAUGGUGGAGUUAUGGUGAGCUGGUAAAGAACUUUGGAUGCGCAUUCUUUGCUCUGCUGCCCGAGGAGUAGAGAGCACAGCCCGCUCGCCGUAGAGUUGAAUUGUGUGUUUUUUUUUUAAUGGUGCUCUGUCGUAUGAAAGGGGACCAAUGCAUGAUAAAGAGAGAAGACUCUGAGGAUCCCCUGCUGACUUGAGAAAGAAAAGAGAGAGAGAGAGAGAAGCACACAGAUUGCUGAGGAACUUAAAAAGGAAAAAAAAAAAAGAGAGAGAGAGAGAGAGAGCUGUAUCAGAAGGAACUCCCGGGAACCAUGAGCAGCGCGGCAUUGCUGACUCACCUCCCAGACCCCAGCAGCAGCUUCAGGGAAGAUGCCCCACGCCCCCCUGUACCAGGGGAAGAAGGAGAGACACCAUGCCAUCUGGCUGCCAGUUUCUUUGCCCUAAAAAACCAAAGCUUCAAGGCCAUGUCUGUUUCUUCCACACCCAGGAGGAAUGAAGAUGGUCUUGGGGAGCCAGAAGGCAGUGCAUCUCCGGAUUCUCCUCUAGCCCGAUGGACCAAAUCUUUGCAUUCUUUACUAGGAGAUCAAGAUGGUGCUUAUCUCUUUCGGACCUUCCUGGAAAGGGAGAAAUGUGUGGAUACUUUAGACUUUUGGUUUGCCUGCAAUGGCUUCAGGCAGAUGGACCUUAAGGAUGCCAAAACUUUAAGAGUCGCCAAAGCUAUCUACAAAAGGUACAUUGAGAAUAAUAGCAUUGUCUCCAAGCAACUCAAGCCUGCCACCAAGACCUACAUACGGGAUAAUAUCAAGAAGCAGCAGAUCGAUUCUGUAAUGUUUGAUCAGGCACAGACUGAGAUUCAGACUGUGAUGGAGGAAAAUGCUUACCAGAUGUUUUUGACUUCUGAUAUAUACCUCGAAUAUGUAAGGAGUGGGGGAGAAAACCCUGCUUACAUUAACAGCAAUGGACUGGGCAGCUUGAAAGUGGAUUGUGGCUAUCUCCCUACCUUGAAUGAAGAAGAGGAAUGGAGCUGUGCUGACCUUAAAAACAAACUUUUGCCCUCCAUACUUGGACUGUCCAGUAAGACCUUGAGGGCUACAGCCAGUGUCCGAGCUACAGAAACUGUGGAAAAUGGGUUCAGGUCCUUCAAGAGAAAUGAUCCAGUUAACCCUUAUCAUGUGAAUUCUGGCUAUGUCUUUGCUCCUGCUACUAGUGCAAACGACAGCGAAAUUUCUAGCGACGCUCUGACUGACGAUUCUAUGUCAAUGACCGACAGCAGUGUUGAUGGGAUCCCUCCUUACAGAAUCGGGAGCAAGAAGCAGCUCCAGAGGGAAAUGCAUCGUAGCGUCAAGGCCAACGGGCAAGUUUCUCUACCUCACUUUCCGAGAACCCACCGGCUCCCCAAGGAAAUGACCCCCGUGGAACCUGCCACCUUCGCAGCCGAGCUCAUCUCUCGGUUGGAAAAGCUCAAGCGAGAACAAGAGACCAUGGAUUGCUUGGAAGAGAGGCUGCAGCAAAUCACAGAGGAUGACGAAAAGGAGAUCUCUGACACGCCUGUCGCUGCCCAGGGCAACCGAGAGCUUGUAGCCGUGCAACAUCAGCAGCACCCCCUCACGCUCCUUCCCACCGGCAGCUACGAAGAUGAUCCUCAGGCCAUUCUGGACGACCACCUGUCCCGCGUGCUUAAGACUCCCGGGUGUCAGUCUCCCGGCAUGGGGCGGCAUAGUCCUCGGGCUCGUUCCCCCGACCGACUCCCGGGAGGCAAGUUCCUGCUAGCCACCCCAGGCAAGAACGCCGUGCCUGCGGCUUGUGCUCUUCUCAGCAAAGGAUUUGUCACCAAGCAGACCACCAAGCAUGUUCACCAUCACUACAUCCACCACCACACCAUCCCCAAAACGAAAGAGCAGAUAGAAGCUGAGGCAGCCCAGCGGGUCCAAUGCUUGUGUGCUGGGGGCACUGAUUAUUAUUGCUAUCCAAAAUGUAGAGGACACGCGAAGGGAGCGGACCUUCCUGUCGCUCAGCUGGAGCCAUUUGGCCUCAGCAGAACUGGGACCCUUCCCAAAAGGAACUGUAAGCUCCAGGAUGGCCUCGUCCUGCCAGGUGGAGAAGGAGGUGGUCCCCCUGCCCCACCAGGCAUACCGCUACCCAGUGGGGAAGCCGAUCGCUCCCAGAAUGUCUGGCAGUGGAUGUUGGAGAGUGAAAGACAAUCUAAGCACAAGCCCCAUAGCACGCAAAGCACGAAGAAGGCCUACAAUGCUGACUCCACCAGAGGUGCAUCUGGGGAGCGUCCAGCUCGUCACCACCAGUGGGGCAACAGCAGCCACCCACGGGCUGUGCAACCUGCCCACCCCUUUGUCCAGGAUCCCGCCAUGCCUCCACUGACUCCACCCAACACACUGGCCCAGCUGGAGGAAGCUUGCCGCAGGCUAGCCGAGGUGUCCAAGCCCCAGAAACAACGAUGUUCAACUUCAAAUCAGCUUAGAGAUCGAAACCACUUGGCUUCAGUACCGGGAGGGAACGGCCCUUUCUGCACGACAAACACGGCAUCAGAAGAUCACAAAGAACCAAAGAAACUCCCUGUUGUUCACUCCUCCCAGCCUAGUGAGUUGGUUGUCACUUAUUUUUUCUGUGGAGAAGAAAUUCCCUACAGGAGGCUGUUAAAGGCCCCGAGCCUGACACUUGGGCAUUUUAAAGAGCAGCUGAGCAAAAAGGGAAAUUAUAGGUAUUACUUCAAAAAAGCAAGCGAUGAGUUUGACUGUGGGGCGGUCUUCGAAGAAAUCUGGGACGAUGAUGCCAUUCUGCCAAUGUACGAAGGCAGAAUUCUCGGAAAAGUUGAGAGGAUUGAUUGACUGGUUCUGAUUGACUGGUUCUGAGUGGCAUAGUCUAUGUGAGCAUAUUUAAGAAGAUAUAAGCUAUGGAUGCUGGCCUUUGGACGUAAAACCACCAAGCAAAAUUUUUGAAGGAAGGUUUGAACCCAUGAAGAAGCAACAAAAAAAACAAAUAAACAAACUGAGGUCUAUGUAGACUUUGCCAAAUCAGCCUUAGCAAAAAAAGGAAGAAAAAUAAGAUGUGUCUAUUGAGCUGGAUGCCAAGAUGUUACAACUCUGAACUAUUUAUUAAAAAUAUGGUCGCUCUAGGUGAUUUGAAGAUACAGAUGAUGUUCUGAGAGACUUGCAUAUAGAAAUAUAUGGCUUCCUAACGAUCCUGUACUUAAUGAUUUAGAAACUGUGUAUAGCUUACCUUAUAAUAAUCCUUAUUGAUAUUUAUUGAACAUUCUAGGGUUUUUUUCCUUUAAAUCCAUUUUAUGGAUAUGCUGCUUUAAAAGACGGAGAAAAGAGGGGAUGUGAUGUAAAGAAAAAGGGGUGUUUUAUAUUUUAUUUUUUACAUUAUUUCCACGAUCUAAAUAAAUGUGUCCUUUACUGAAAUGAGCAUUUGUUUCUGCCACCUUAGAAGACCAACUGGAAUUGUACGACCUUCAGUGGUUUUAUUUCUUUGGAAAGGGAUGAGAAAGGAAAAGAUAAGACCUUUCUACAGAGAAGGAUAUUUUGAUCAAUUUUUGUGCAGGGAAAACAUUCCCAAUUGCCUAAAACAAUCUCUAGGACAGUGGUUCUCAACCUGGGGUCCACAGAUCCCUGGAGGGCUACAAAGUCAUCACAGGGAGCUUUGUGAAGGCUCAGAGGAAUGUUAUGAUUUAAAACUUGAGUUUUAAAGUCUCGGUGGUCCAUGGCCACAAAAGGUGUCCUUGGUGGUGAAAAGAUUGAGAACCACUGCUCUAGGAGAUCAGGAGCACUUUGUAGAUCUUCACGCUCUUUCCCUCACCAUCUUUUCCCCAUUCCUAUUUUGGAUUUAAUCAUGCUGCAGAGUAACCAUUCCCUCCUCCGAGACUACCAAAAUUUCCAUAAUUCCAGAAGCCAACAUAGCAAAAGAGCUGGCGGUUUGGAAACUUUAGAAACUGGAGUCCCAAUGUAAUUGGCGAUCACCUGAUUGGACAAUUUGAAUUCUAAUAGAAUUUGAAGCCCACCAUGAUUCUAAUGGGAGGCACUAUGGGAAAGGUACUAUUGCUUUUGGGAUGAGUCCCAAAAAAAGGAAAAUGGGAAAACUGGAUUCCAAAGGGUGGCAGUAAAAUAAAUAUAAAGAUUGUGUGCAGGAGAGGGGACAGACUGCAGGUGUCCACAGUACAUCUGAUUGCCUAAUUACAUACUGUGGGCUGGAGAAAUUGUACACACUCCAGUGCUAAGAGUGUUCUGAUGGAGUAACUAUAACAACAGUAAUUAAAAAACUGUAGGUAAUAAUAACAAGGUUGGGACCUUGUCAGUUAUCCUUGGUAUCAAUAGGCACCGGCAUAGCUUUCUUUUUUGAUAUUGUUUCUGAUGCCUGCUUCAGUCCCUAAGAACUCCCAGAUCAGAACCACGGAAGGAGAAGACAGUAAAUGAAAUCACCCAAUUUACACCUCUAUAGCUAACAGUAAGAUAGUCACCAAAUUUGGACUGUGCUUUUUAUAACAACAACAACAACAAUUACUCUUUCAGGGCACUUUCAGCAUUACAGCUAUAGUGAAAAAGCCAGACUGUGCAAUGGGAUGCCCAUCUUAACUGUAACUACCACUCAAGGGUAUGGAAACUAUGAAAUUGGUGCCUCGUAGCAACUCUGGACAGCUUGAAGUUCCUGCAGGGUUAAAAUAUAAUUGUGGAUGCACCAUCAUUAUGAUGGUAGUUGUUCCCCAGAAAUAUUACAAAAACCAAUAAAUUGGUGGGUGGUAACCUUCCAGGUUUUAUCCUUUUGGAUAUCUCAGCAUCUUUCAGUUGCUUCCUGGACCAUGAAUGGUGGAUAAGCUAGCUGGCUUCUGAGACUAUGUCCGGAAGAGCUGUUUCAAAGCAAGCUGCCACAGUAUGUAUGUGUUGUGUAUGUAUGUCUUGGAUGUUGGCUGAAAUAUGCAGAACAAUUCUCCUCUAUCUUGAUUGUAUGCACUGGAACAAAGAAACGCCGUCUCCUAACUUAGAAAUACAUUUAACUUCAACUUUGUGUGUUUGUUUGUGUGUGUGUGUGUGUGUGUGUGUGUUUAAUAUGUGCAUUUUCUGACAAUGUUACAUUUUGUUUGUACAAUAUGAUGUAUAUAAUGUAAAAAACGGGAUGGGGAAAAUACUGUUAAUAGAGGCUCUCUAGUGUGUGUGUUUUUUAAGGAAAAAAACCACACUUCAAUCAGUACAGUACCUGUGCCUGCAUGGUAUUAAUAUGCCAUGUUUUGCCCUGUGUUCAGGGUCCAUACUCUCCCUUUGUUGUUUAAGGGGUUUAUGUAUAGUAUAUUUUAUGCCUUUUUACUACAAUUCUUGUACUUUAUGACUUUUGCCAUGAUGUUUGUUCUACUUAAACUGUAAAUUAUGCAUUAUAAAGAGUUUCAUUUAAAGAAAAAAAAUACUUGGUACAAUAAUUAUUGUAAUUAAGAGAUGUAGCCUUUAUUAAAAUUUUUUAUAUUUUUCAAAUUAAUAAAA